UCGACAUUUGCGUUAAUGAGCAGUUGGACAUGUGUAUCUUAUAAAGUGGCCGGUGAGUGUACUCUAGUUAGAUGUCAUUAAUGAGCCUGACCGGUGCAGUGUUAAAGGCAGUAAGGUUCACUCAAACAUAAUGAUAUACAGUAACUUCAACUUCUUCCUUCCCACAGAAAACAUGCUGCUGUACAUCCUCGGACCGGUCAUCGCUUGGUUCAUCUAUCGCUGGUACAAAGAAAGCAAAAAAGUUCCAAACGUUGAGGAUAAAUAUGUGUACAUCACUGGUUGUGACUCUGGGUUCGGCAACAACCUGGCCAAGCAUCUGGAUAAGCUGGGCUUCCCUGUGAUCGCGGGCUGCUACACAGAGAAGGGUGAAGAUGAGCUGAAGAAGGUCACCUCCCAAAGGCUGAGGACCGUUCCUCUGGACGUCUCCAAAUCUGAGAGCGUCAGGAAAGCAGCAGACUUCAUCAAGAAUCUGGUUGGAGAGAAGGGUCUGUGGGCGGUUGUGAACAAUGCGGGAGUGGCUUUGCCGUCUGGUCCCUCUGACUGGAUCGACAUAGAAGGUUACAAGUUCAUGUUGGCGGUAAAUCUAACCGGCGUGAUCGACGUCACGCUCAGCGUCCUCCAGCUCAUCAAAAAAUCUAAAGGCAGGGUGGUGAACGUCGCCAGCGUGUUCGGGCGAAUCAGCCCAUUCGGUGGACCUUACUGUGUGUCUAAAUAUGGCGUGGAGGCCUUUAAUGACAGCCUGCGGAUAAACAUGAAGCCGUUUGGAGUCAAAGUCUUGUGCAUCGAGCCAGGCUUCUUUAAAACAACCGUGACGGAUACAGAGAUGUUGAGGAACAGCUUAAUGAAACUCUGGGACAAUCUACCUCAGGACCUGAAGGAUGAUUAUGGGCCCACUUUCUUGCAAGCAUUGUUUGACCAUCUGGAUCAGAGGUUUCAGCGGCUUACGGACGGGGACCUGAUGAAGGUGGUCAGCUGCAUGGAGCACGCCGUCUCUGCCCUGCACCCUCGCACCCGCUACUCCCCCGGAUGGGACGCCAAGUUCUUCUGGUUGCCCUUGUCCUACAUGCCGACCUACAUUUCAGACAAAUUUUUCCUCCARUAUUACCCCCGACCCAAAGUGUCUGUGCUGUAGCUUAACAGGAUGUUCAGCUGAUCYGAGCGUCACUUUUGUGUGUUUUAGUUUAACAAGAAUAAAUGUGACUCGUGGCUUUAUACAUCUAUGUUUUUAGAAAAACGGCUGUUUGAAACACAAAGUCACUGUCACUCCUGUUAACCUAAAAAUUGAUUAUUUUGUUCACUUUUUAGCAAAGAUAUUUAGAUUUUACCAUUUCUGCUUUUUUCAUUGAUAUUAAACAAAAAGUAAAUAGUCUUUGCUUUGCUUGUAGGUUUUAUCAGAGUUGAUUUGAGGUUAAAGGGAAUACAGUUAUGAAACCCAAGACUCGUAAUCAUUCCUGGUGUAUUGCACAAGCCCAAUCUGGUAAACCAUUUACCCCCUGCUCCUUUAUCCAAUAUGGACCUUGACUCUACAGACACACUGCAUAGCUGUAGCUUUGCAGUCGCUUAAUUUAUGAGAAGUGAAUGUACAGAAGCGGCAACAUCUAAGGAGCUGUAACCAUGGUAUGUUUACAUCGUUGUUACCUAAUAAUAUGUUCUGGUGUUUGUGUUAGAGUUGAUCGACACAUUAAGAAUGCUCGUUCAGUAGUAGACACAGGUUCAAGUUUAGGAUUUAGAUAUUUACUUGUMGUGGGAUCUAAUGCCAUCUAGUGGAGUAGAGGUGCAUUAAGGAGUUUGUUUCCCUUCCUGUCUCKUAAAACAUGGGCUGAGGACCCCACUUUAUGUCAUGCAACAUCGAGUCGGGGGUCUUGAGAUGCUCUUCAGAAAUCAAACUGAAAUACAGCACACUAUUUUACACUCAUUAAUGUAUUCAAUUUGUAAAAUGGCUGUUUAGGCAGCUUGUUUUGUUGUUGUGACUUUGUUUACUUGACCUCGUUUACUGAUUCUGUUGAGUCUGUGUGAUGGGAUUAAAUAUAAUAUUUGUUUGCACAAUGGAAAAGUGGUAUUUUUGAAGGCAUUACAUAUGUAUUUAUAUGUAGCAUUGUAUUCACUUUAUUUUCUACAUGUUGGUAUGGAACAGAGGUGUGAGUAUAAAAACCUGUAGUAAAAAGACAAGCUGUGACAUAUAGAUGCUAAUAAUUCGGAGUAAAAAUGAUUUUACAGUUUUACCUUUCAGAUAUAGGCUAUUUAUCAAAAACUGCACUAAAAGUAUGUAUUUUUCUCACAAUGAUAAACAGUAACUUUUUAAGGUUUGUGUUUUUAUCAAAGAAGCAUUUUCUUGUCAGCUAUGUGUYGGUGUGUAAAUCUGAAUUUAAAAGCUUUAUUUGUUGUUUGUUUUGUACAAAAAAUGAAUACUGGAUGGUUUAAUAUCAAAUAAAUGUAGUGGAUUAAAAUAAAAAAAUGUGUUUUUACCUCA
This is a messenger RNA of Austrofundulus limnaeus, 2470 nucleotides long. RefSeq names its product dehydrogenase/reductase (SDR family) member 9 (gene dhrs9). Gene Ontology annotation, biological process: steroid metabolic process. The coding region runs from base 131 to 1132 and encodes 333 amino acids. The transcript has 4 exons. Gene Ontology annotation, cellular component: intracellular membrane-bounded organelle. The record is from RefSeq and is a predicted model, not a curated record. Lineage: Eukaryota; Metazoa; Chordata; Actinopteri; Cyprinodontiformes; Rivulidae. Gene Ontology annotation, molecular function: oxidoreductase activity.